Mytilus californianus (California mussel) is the source of this 195-nucleotide messenger RNA. RefSeq lists its product as uncharacterized. NCBI's taxonomy places the organism in Eukaryota, Metazoa, Mollusca, Bivalvia, Mytilida, Mytilidae. The transcript is spliced from 3 exons. The coding region runs from base 1 to 195 and encodes 64 amino acids. The record is from RefSeq and is a predicted model, not a curated record.
AUGUAUGAAAUAAAGAACAUUGUACCCACAAAUGAUUUUCAUGAAUGCAGGUGUUACAACGCCUGUCCUUCAACAACAUUUGAGUUAUUGGAAGACCUAGAAGAGGAAACAGGGCUACUUGAGGGAGUAGUCGAGUCGGUUUCUUUUGAAAGCAAUUUAAUAGAGGUACAAGAGCAGUAUUACAGCAUUCCUUAA